This is a messenger RNA of Penicillium vulpinum, 1020 nucleotides long. Its product is annotated as Aldolase-type TIM barrel. Gene Ontology annotation, biological process: carbohydrate metabolic process; pentose-phosphate shunt, non-oxidative branch. The record is from RefSeq and is a predicted model, not a curated record. NCBI's taxonomy places the organism in Eukaryota, Fungi, Ascomycota, Eurotiomycetes, Eurotiales, Aspergillaceae. Bases 1 to 1020 code for a protein of 339 amino acids. The transcript has 7 exons. Gene Ontology annotation, cellular component: intracellular anatomical structure. Gene Ontology annotation, molecular function: transaldolase activity.
AUGGCUACUGUAAACUUACUGGAGUACCUUCGCUCACGGACACAGGUGGAUAUUGACACCUACGAUAUUGAAGCUUCCAAGGAGAUUGGGCCUUUUCAAGAUGCAACAGGGAAUCAAUUUGAGAUCCAAGCAGAGAUUGUUAAGCCCAACAGAAGCGCCGUGCUGAAGAGAUCACUAGAGUUAGCGACCACGAUACACCCACAGUUCGCCACUAUCACCCUCGAAGAGCUUGCUGUGGAGGUGGCGGGUAUCGAACUAGCCCUCGAGGUGAUCCAAACUGUCCAUGGAAAUGUACAUGUUAUGAUCAACCCGAGCUACUCUUACAACACCGAAGCAAUAGUUGCAAAUGCUCAGCGAUUCCAUCUUAUCUGUCAAAUCAUUGACCCCGGUUUCGACAAAUCUCGCCUGGUCACCAAGGUGCCAGCGACAUGGGAAGGAAUGAAAGCUGCGCACCAGCUCAAGAGAAGUGGAAUAAAGACUUUGGCCACGACUCUCUUCUCGAUGGAACAGGCGAUCCUUGCGGGCGAAGCCGGCUGUAUAUCAAUUUCACCGUUUUUGCAUGAGCUCAAAACCGAAACUUACGAGGGAUACAAAGACACGAAUCCAAUUCUUGGGGUCUGUGUGCAAGCACAGCAGUUCUAUCGCCAGAACUCUCUGCCCACACGGCUGAAAGCUUGUGUAGCGCUGAACCUUGAUGAGCUGAUUAUGCUCGCUGGGGUCGACGCACUAACUAUAUCACCAAAAUUUCUUAGGCUUUUGGCAGCUACAGAGAGAUCCCGAGAGGAGGUGGAGAGUAUGUCCUUGUUUGCGAGAACUGCCAAUGCCACAGAGGCUGUCAACUACCCUUCAUAUAUCGACUCCGAGAGUCAAUACCGGGUUCAUUUUGCUGCGAGUGAGGGCGGAAAGGCGCAAUUCAAGACAGCACAGGCAAUUGCUCUAUUUUGUGAUGCUCAAACCGCGGCGGAGUUGUACGUCAAGUCUCAAUUGGAGGACUCUUCUUACACCCCAAUCAACCUAUGA